GAUUCAGUCCUCUCGAAACCACGCGGCAAAAGACAAUUCCUAGGAUAAGGAUAACAAUAGCCGCGAGCUCGCUAUUCUCGGAUGUGUCAACCAUAAUUCGCGGAUUUUUAUGAAUUUUUGACGAGCGAAACUUCUCACGUACAGAAAUAUAUACGUCAAAAACGGACUUCGUGCAAGAUCUGUGUACAACGUUAUAGUAGCGAAUUCCUCUUAGGGUAACCUAAGCUUAAUUGCGCCGACAUGGAGCAAAAUGGUAUCUCGAUAAUAUCGCCACCGGGUGUCACGGAAAACUCUGUUAGGAAGUCCAAAAGUAUCGGCAUCACGCUCAGAUCCAAUGGCACGAUACAGUCGGCGAGGAGGAAGCUGAAGAUGCCCAGGUUAAAGAAGACGGAGGAUGGUAGCACGUGGGACAAGUUCCUGACUCUUCUAGGAGAAUUGAUUGGAACAGCAAUUUUGGUCUUUCUGGGAUGCAUGGCGUGCCUAGGCAGUAUGAAGCCGUAUCCCUCUGGGAUUGGAUCAGUUAUACCUGUCAUACAAAUCUCCGUCGCUUUCGGUCUUGCAAUUAUGAUCGCUAUACAGUGCGUUGGUCACAUCAGCGGCGCUCACCUCAAUCCGGCUGUUACAAUCAGCGCAGUGAUUUUUGGUAAUAAAUCCCUGACAAUGGCCGGAUUAUACAUCAUCACACAAUGUUUGGGUUCCCUAUUAGGCUACGGCCUACUAAAGAUGAUAACGCCAGAGAGACUUGCGCAUACCGGUGAUCCACGGACAGUCUCCUCGUUUUGCACGACAAAUGUUAAUGAAGCACUACCGGUCGGUUACGGGGUUAUGGCUGAGGCUUUAGCUACGGGCAUACUCGUCUUCUUCGCCUGCGGAAGUUGGGACUCGCGAAACGCGAAGAACACCGACUCGCUGGGACUUAAAUUCGGCCUCUGCGUCACCGCGUUGUGUCUUGCUUUCAUCCCUCAUACCGGUUGCAGCAUGAAUCCCGCUAGAUCGUUCGGGCCAGCAGUAUGGACUAAUCAUUGGGAAGCUCACUGGGUAUACUGGGUGGGACCGAUUAGUGGCGGCAUUAUCGCGGCUCUGAUUUAUCGAUGCCUAUUUUGGGAGACGGAAGAUCAGGAGAACACUAAGCAGGACGUGGGAACUUUGAAUGGCAUCGUUCAAGAGACGUAAACGGAAUGCGAGCGAAAUUGCAUUCCGGUUGUCGGUGGUUCACAAAUUGAAAUCCCGAUCGCUGGUAUUUUCCCCGGUUGAGAAAGAGUACGUUGCAAAAGUUGCGGCGGAAGAUCCUCUCGUGCGGAGCGAUGGAAGCAGAUCGGACUGGGUCCGGAACUUUCCGAAUUUCUACUUCUAUAAAGACGUUCGGAAGCGUCCCAUUCGAAAAUCUUGUAAACCGAAGAAUCGCAACGCAUCGUGGGACUGUGACAAGGACUUUCGCGUCAUGGACUGACGUGACGGAUUAUUUUUGUACAAAAAUGCACGGUGAGAAUUUUCUCUUAAAAUUUACUCUCAAAAUCUGGCAUUUGUGGGAUAGUGUGUAACCCCGAGGAAUUUUAUUAUACUUUUUAGUAAAUUUUACUAAAAAGUAUAGUAAAAUUUCUCGAGGUCACACAUUAUCCCACAAUUACCAAAUUUUGAAGGUAAAUUUUAAGAGAAAAUUCUCUCCGUGUGCGAUAUAAUAUUAGAUAAGGCGCGUAUUCGUUAGCUUUAGAUGCCAUGGAUGCAAAAAUUCCAGGCGUGUUCGUUAUAGCAAUUACAUUUUAUUCACUUUGUCCGCAUCACGGCCGCGCAAAACACCGUGGAAAGGCAUUUCAAAUAUGAAAAGCGACAAAAUAUAAAUUAUUCUUUUUACUAAAAAAAAAAAAAAAUAUAUAUAUAUAUAUAUAUAU
This is a messenger RNA of Monomorium pharaonis (pharaoh ant), 1889 nucleotides long. Its product is annotated as aquaporin. Gene Ontology annotation, molecular function: water channel activity. Bases 241 to 1173 code for a protein of 310 amino acids. The record is from RefSeq and is a predicted model, not a curated record. Gene Ontology annotation, biological process: transmembrane transport. The transcript is spliced from 6 exons. NCBI's taxonomy places the organism in Eukaryota, Metazoa, Arthropoda, Insecta, Hymenoptera, Formicidae. Gene Ontology annotation, cellular component: plasma membrane.